CAGUAUUCCCCGCCCGCUCUGCGUGCGCCUGCGCCUGCGGCCCCACGGCACAAAUGGGCCACGCUGCGACCGCCAGGUUCCCCUUCGCGGCAGGUCGCCAGCGUCCCGACCCCAGUGCUCAGGCCGCUAGGACGGGGAGGGAGGGAAGCUCUGCUGUCCGCACUCAACGGAGCUGGUGGUCUGAGUCAACCGCGUGUGACGACCCUUGGCCCUCCAGCCGUCAGCCUGGGAGGUGCAUCUGUGUGGAGGGGAGACGCUCUGGGGCACCUCCUCUUCGCGGCCAGCCCGACUCGUUGGAUGCCACAGAGGGACACAGCGCAGCCCUCGGAGGUUGGCAGGUGACUCCUGAGUGUCAUCCUGUAAGUGGCAGAGCCACGCUGGAAACAUUGGCGUGCCGCUUCACACCCCAUGCCUUCGCUAGGAGCAGAUAAAGCACCUUCGAGCUGGACGAGUGGCGGAUAUGAUCUCAACCUCUUCACGAGCCCUCCCGACUGCAGCUUGCUGUGCUCCGUAUGCCACGGCGUUCUCAAGAGGCCAGUGAGGUUGCAGUGCGGCCAUAUCUUCUGCAAGAAAUGCAUCCUCCGGUGGCUAGCCAGACAAAAGACCUGUCCGUGCUGCAGGAAAGAAGUCAAAGGGAAAAAGGUGGUCCAUGUAAAUAAGCUCCGGAGGACCAUUGACCGCUUGGAAAUCAAGUGCAGGAACGCAGAGGCUGGCUGCUUGGUGACGUGCCCCCUGGCCCAUCGCAAGGGGCACCAGGACUCCUGCCCUUUCCAGCUGAUGGCCUGUCCCAACGAGGGCUGCCCGGCACGGGUGCUGCGGGGGGCCCUGGCUGAGCACCGGCAGCACUGCCAACAUGGGGCCCAGCAGCGCUGCCCGCUGGGCUGUGGGGCCACCCUGGGCCCGGGGGAGCGUGCCCAGCACAACUGCUACCAGGAGCUGCGGGAGGCCUGGAGCCAGCGGCAGGAGCGCAGCCAGAGCCUGGUGCUGGGCCUGCUGCGGCGCAUGCGCAAGGUGCACCGUGCCACCAACUUGAUCCGCAGGCAGCUGGCCCAGCUCGGGGACUUCCUGCAGGAGGACGAAGCGCUGAUCGUGGGCACUCCUCAAGAGGCGGCCAGAGCCACCCUAGAAGGCAGCAUUGGGGCCGAGGUGUGAGAGGCCCAGGGCCUAGGUACCUGUAAUUAGAGGCGUAAAUAAACCCGGAACCCAGGCCUGGUUCCCUCUGCCACCAC
Suricata suricatta (meerkat) is the source of this 1229-nucleotide messenger RNA. It is a transcript of the gene RNF151, whose product is annotated as ring finger protein 151. NCBI's taxonomy places the organism in Eukaryota, Metazoa, Chordata, Mammalia, Carnivora, Herpestidae. The transcript is spliced from 5 exons. Gene Ontology annotation, molecular function: ubiquitin-protein transferase activity; zinc ion binding. Bases 409 to 1152 code for a protein of 247 amino acids. Gene Ontology annotation, biological process: protein ubiquitination. The record is from RefSeq and is a predicted model, not a curated record.